Messenger RNA from Capsicum annuum, 1404 nucleotides. RefSeq names its product heavy metal-associated isoprenylated plant protein 39. The transcript has 3 exons. Bases 351 to 968 code for a protein of 205 amino acids. Gene Ontology annotation, molecular function: metal ion binding. Lineage: Eukaryota; Viridiplantae; Streptophyta; Magnoliopsida; Solanales; Solanaceae. The record is from RefSeq and is a predicted model, not a curated record.
AAGUAUAAUUUGAAGUGGAAACGAUUUCUUUUCUUGUAUCCUCCAACACUCCCUCCCCACACCACUCCCAGAAUCUUCCAAGUUAUUGACACAUUUUUCUCUCUCUAAUUUCACAUAUUUUGUUUUGAUUCGGAAAUUGUUGAUAGCUUCCUCCCUUCAAAACGACUUUAAUGAGUACCUUUAGUGCACAUAUUCAGUGUUUUUAUUCAUCAUUACUGACACACCAACCAUUCUUUCUUCCCUCAAUUAAUUUCUCUUUAUAAUAGUUUUUUCUUCCGAUUCUCAUUCUCUUGUUUCUGAUACUGGGAGAGAGACUGCUCUUUUAUUUCACCAAGUCCCAGUACUGCAAGAUGAAGAAACUUAUCCUGAUCAAAUUGGAUUUACAAGAUGCCAGGGAAAAGCGAAAGGCCUUGAAGACUGUCUCCGCUGUAUCAGGAAUUGAUGAGAUGUCGAUGGAUAUGAAAAGUAAGAAGUUAACCAUCAUUGGGACAGUUGAUCCCGUGAGUGUAGUAAGCAGACUACGCAAGUUUUGGUGGACAGAGAUACUCAUAGUAGGACCAGCCAAAGUUCCCGAGCAAGAGAAGAAAGCAGAACCUAAGAAGGAAGAAAUCAAGAAAGAGGAACCACCUAAGGAAGAAGCAAAGAAAGAAGAGCCACCCAAAGAAGAAGCAAAGAUAGAGGAACCACCUAAGGAGGAAGCGAAGAAAGAGGAACCCCCCAAGGAGGAAACAAAAAAAGAAGAGCCUAAAAAGGAAGAAGAAGAUGAAGAGGACGAUGAAGAAGAAGAAGAAGAGAAAGGACCCAAAAAGGAAGAAGUGAAGAAAGCACCGCCGCAAUCACAUCCUCAGCCACGACCACAACCUUUUCCACCAGCUGCUUAUAGGCCAUAUUAUCCUCCUCCUAUGCACACAUAUUACCAAGUUCACCACAGCAUAGAAGAGAAUCCUAAUGCCUGCACUAUCUGUUAAACAGGCUUGGGAGGUGAUCUGAAUUGCUAUUGAUAAGAUUCUGACCGUAACCGGUUAAUUAAGUGGAGGGGAGGGGCGGGGGGAAGAAGUCAUAUAUAUAGAGAGAGAGAUAGUGUCCUUUUUAUUGGUUUGGUGAUAUUCUAUUAGAAUCAACCCAUGACUAGCAUUAGAAUGGAAGCUUUUGUUAAUAGAAGACAAUGAUGCAGUACUCUAAUUUUCUGAAUCAGAUUUUGUACAUAAUUUUUAAUAUGAAUAUUGCUGCCCCUUUGUUCCUUCGGAUCUACAUUUGAUAGUGUAGGUUUAUGUGCAGUAACAUUUUACUGAUAAUCAUUAGAAUGGAAGCUUUUGUUAAUAGAAGACAAUGAUGCAGUACUCUAAUUUUCUGAAUCAGAUUUUGUACAUAAUUUUUAAUAUGAAUAUUGCUGCCCCUUUGUUC